GGAUAUAUGACUCGUUCAAUGAUUCUGAAAUUGAAUGUAAUGAUGGAGACGACGACGACGACUUUGAAGUGGAACUUGAAAAACGCAUUCGGGUGGGCAGUCAAACAUUGACAAUUGAUGACGAACGGUUCGUCGAGGGCGAAUCUGAUGAUGAAGACAUUGAGCAACUGUCAGACGAUGAUCUGUUGACGAAUGAUAAUCUUCCCGUUGCAAAUAUUGACGAAUGGACAUGGACCGCGAAAGAAGACAUAAAAUGGCACAGAGGUGUCAUUCAGAAGCAAUUGUUUGAAUUCGAGCUUGUGGAACUGGAUGAUUUGGUUGACGAUUACCUAUCACCUGUGGAAUACUUCAUAAAAUAUGUUCCUGAAACUGUGUUUGACGACAUGGUGACAUACACAAAUCUAUAUGCUGAGCAACAAAAAACGAAGAAAUGGCAACCUACGGAUAAGACAGAAAUCAAAACAUUUAUUGGACUGCAAAUUCAGAUGGAUUGUACUGACAAAUUCGUUAGAGUGCGACCACUCAUGAAUGCCGUCCGAGCGCGAUGUUUGGAAUUACCAGUCGAAGAAUGCCUGUCCAUUGAUGAGCAAAUGAUUCCUAUGCGAGGUAGAGUGUCGAAAGGAGUGAAACAGUACGUCAAGAACAAACCGAAAAUCAAAUGGGGGAUUAAAAACCUGGUGCUAUGUGGGAAAAGUGGACUGGCCUAUGAUUUCGUAUGCUAUCAGGGAUCAACCACUGAAUUCAAUCCGGAAAUGCUGGAGGCCUUUGGCUCUGGUGCAACAAUGGUCCUUCAUCUGGCGAACCGUAUAGAAAGAAGUGGGCACAAACUAUUUUUCGACAAUUAUUUUUCUUCCUUUCAAUUGUUCGAAGUAUUGGCUCAGAAGAAAAUCUACGCAGCGGGAACAAUUAGACUGGAUCGAUUCGCAAAACCACCAUUUUCGUCAGACUCGGAUAUGAAAAAGAAAAUUCGUGGUUGUUCAGAGGAAGUUGUGAGUUCAGACCGUAGAGUGACUUGCGUAAAAUGGUUCGACAACAAAUGCGUCGCUCUAGCUUCUAACUACGUCGGAAUUGGGACGCCAGACAAAGCAAACCGGUUCGAUAAAGCCACAAAACAGAAAAUAACAAUUGACCGGCCACAAAUCGUCAAGGACUAUAAUUUGAAUAUGGGCGGUGUGGACCUUAUGAAUCAAAUGAUCAGCUAUUACAGAAUUUCCAUCAGAUCGAAGAAGUGGACUCUCCGAAUGAUUACCCAUUUCAUUGACUUCGCAAUUGUCAACUCCUGGAUUGAAUACAAAAACGAUUGCGAAAAGGAAGAGAUCCCGAAACGGCAAGUCAUGGAUCUGUUGGCAUUCCGAAUGAAAUUGGCGAAUCAGCUUGUAUAUCAACAAAAUGUUAGCAAGCGAACGGCUCGUACUGCAGUCGACGCAUCGCAAUCGAAAAAGGCCCGCAAUCAACAGAAGGAAGCUCGCACAGAAAUCUGUGUUCGAUUCGAUGAACACAAUCACUAUCCAGUGUGUUCCGAUGACCGGUUGAGAUGCAAGUUAGAAACUUGCAAUCUAAAAUCGUCUGUUCUCUGUGAGAAAUGCAAAGUGCAUUUAUGCUUCAACAAAAACAAAAACUGCUUUCGUGCCUUUCACAUAAAGUCUUAA
This is a messenger RNA of Bradysia coprophila, 1649 nucleotides long. Its product is annotated as piggyBac transposable element-derived protein 2-like. NCBI's taxonomy places the organism in Eukaryota, Metazoa, Arthropoda, Insecta, Diptera, Sciaridae. The record is from RefSeq and is a predicted model, not a curated record.